This is a messenger RNA of Phytophthora sojae, 504 nucleotides long. It is a transcript of the gene SOL9, whose product is annotated as elicitin. Gene Ontology annotation, cellular component: extracellular region. The record is from RefSeq and is a predicted model, not a curated record. NCBI's taxonomy places the organism in Eukaryota, Oomycota, Peronosporomycetes, Peronosporales, Peronosporaceae. The transcript has a single exon. Bases 90 to 446 code for a protein of 118 amino acids.
UGCCAUGCGCAGAUUAAUGCUGCUCGUAAACGGCUGCGAGGUGGCAUUCGUGCUAUAUCACCGCAGCGUUCGCGCCCGCAAGUCCGUAAAUGAAGUCCGUAGCAGUCGUUGCCGCCGUAGCCACCGCGUUCGGCUCCCUCGUGGUCGCCGAGGAGUGCGCGUCCACCACGCUGAGCUUCGCGCUGCUGCCGCUGGAAUCCCAGUCAGGUUUCUGCGCCGCCGACUCGGGGUACAAGCUGUACCCGUUCACCGGCAUGCCCUCGAUCGACCAAAUGAAGGCCAUGUGCAAGAGUAAAGCCUGCAACAAGCUGCUCGACGAGGCCAGGGACUCCGAGAUGCCCGACUGCGACUUGACUUUCAACGGCACCGCGUACAACAUCCACGAGAGCAUCGAGCUCAUGUUCGCAGGCUGCGAGGUUAUCGACCUUAACAAGGUCGCAUCCUAGAAUUGCUAUCACCCUGUACCUACUGGCUUGCCAAUACAAAGUUUCCGCUAAGCUACAC